Polypterus senegalus (gray bichir) is the source of this 5551-nucleotide messenger RNA. Its product is annotated as potassium voltage-gated channel subfamily S member 3-like. Gene Ontology annotation, cellular component: voltage-gated potassium channel complex; membrane. Gene Ontology annotation, molecular function: voltage-gated potassium channel activity; protein binding. The record is from RefSeq and is a predicted model, not a curated record. Bases 292 to 1779 code for a protein of 495 amino acids. The transcript is spliced from 2 exons. Gene Ontology annotation, biological process: potassium ion transmembrane transport; protein homooligomerization. Lineage: Eukaryota; Metazoa; Chordata; Cladistia; Polypteriformes; Polypteridae.
UGGGCUAUCCAAUGGCACUGAAACAUGCCGCUUUCUCAAGUGCGGAGAAGAAAGGGUGGGGUAUAGGGGGGAGGAACAUAGACCAAUGGAUGGGAAGAGAGCCGGAGCACGCUGGGCAUCCUCUCCGGACAGCAGCGGCAGAGGGGCGAGAAAGCGUGCGGGCUGAAGGCAGGCAGUCGGAGCUGCGCUCCCUGUUCGUCACACGGAGAAGAGCUGAGAGGGCACUGGGACGAAGGAAAUGGGGCCUUAACUUUGCAAGCCUAUAAAAUUGUUUCAUGCCCAGGCAUAACAAUGGUGUAUGGACAGAUCCUCCAUAGAAGUGGGACAGAGGAGGAAGUCAUUAACUUGAAUGUUGGAGGUUUCAAGAAAAAAAUCAACCAGAGUACCCUGCUGAAGUUCCCUCAGACCCGACUGGGUAGACUUUUGAACUGCAAAUCGGAAGAGGCCAUUUUGGAGCUGUGUGAUGAUUACAGUGUGGUGGAUAAAGAGUAUUACUUUGAUAGGAGUCCUUGCUUAUUUAGAUAUGUCCUGAACUUUUACUACACAGGAAGGCUUCAUGUAAUGGAAGAGCUGUGCGUGUUUUCCUUUAGCCAGGAAAUUGAAUAUUGGGGGAUCAAUGUGCUUUCUUUGGAUUCCUGUUGCAGCAACAGAUAUCAGGAACGCAACGAGGAUGUCUCAAACAAAGACUGGGAUCAAAAAAGUGAUGAACAGCAGAGCUAUGAUUCUUCCUUUGAAGAACUGUCAGCACUGGACAAAGAAAUGGAGAGAUUUGAAGGUGCCUGGUGCUCUAAUAUUAGAAAGAAUGUGUGGCUUAGACUUGAGUACCCUGGCUAUUCUUUGCUUGCUAAACUUUUUGCCAUUGUUUCCUUGAGUGUGGUGCUCAUAUCUAUUGCCGCCAUGUGUGUACAUAGCAUGCCUGAAUUCCAAGUUUUUGAUGCCAAUGAUAACGAAAUUGAUGAUCCCGUCUUGGGUGUGCUAGAGACUGUAUGCAUCAUCUGGUUUUCCGCUGAAUUUGUGGUCCGCUUGACUGUUGCUCCUUGUCUUCGAAAGUUUUUUACUAAUCCUUUAAACACCAUAGACUUUGUGUCUAUUAUUCCUUUCUAUGCCACCCUUGCAGUUGACAAAGUAGAUGAAGAGAGUGAGGAUUUGGAAAACGUUGGGAAGGUGGUUCAAAUAUUGCGCCUCAUGAGAAUUUUUCGAAUCCUUAAGCUUGCUCGACAUUCAGUAGGGCUUCGAUCACUUGGGGCCACACUAAGACACAGCUACCAUGAGGUUGGACUGUUGCUUUUGUUCUUGGCAGUUGGGAUUUCAAUCUUUUCUGUGCUUGUCUACUCUGUGGAAAAAGAUGAAGAUGAAUCUGCACUGCACAAUAUUCCUGUGGGCUGGUGGUGGGCAACAAUCAGUAUGACCACAGUUGGUUAUGGUGAUACAUACCCAGUCUCUUUAGCAGGGAAGCUGAUUGGCAGUUUAUGCAUUAUUUGUGGAAUACUCGUAGUUGCUUUGCCAAUCACCAUAAUUUUUAAUAAAUUUUCAAAGUACUACCAGAGGCAGAAAUUAGUGGACGUCGACCAAUGCAAUGGAGAAAGUAAGGAUCAGGUGUCUAGUCUUCCAUAUUUUAAUGUCCGAGAUCUCUAUGCCCAAAGGAUGAACUCCUUCAUUGCUAGUCUCUCUUCAAUAAGCAGUAUUUCCAGUGACCAAGAUUGCACUGACCCUUCAAGCAUUCAAGAGACAGAUACUUUAUACAACGCAAAUGCAUUGAACAACGGUACUGCAAAGUAGAUUCAUUCAUGCUUAGUUUGUGUCCUUCUAAGUUCUUACUUAAAGCACUUUAUGACUCUCAGGGCAUACAUUUGUUUUCAUGUCAGGUUCACUCAAUGUGGUUUGAAGAGGAAUUUUCAAGUUCAGGAUAUUGUUAAGCAGCAAGUUUACCGGACUUGUUCUUUCUCUUAGUUGAUAAUAUACAAACUGUCCUUCAUACAACGUGUCAACACAUAUAAGCCUGCGAUGCCUCUGAACCAACCUUACUGUGACUUGCCACUUCACAAUCAAGUAUUUUUUCCCAGGAAUUACAUUAGAUUAACAGGCGGACUUGCAAUCGCAUGAUGUAGUUGCACUUUCAAAUCAAUAUUCUAGUUCUUGCAUGCAAUGACUUAAUUACUGUGUAAUUAACAUAGCUCUUCUGGAAGUGCAACUUUUUUUUUGGUUAAGACAAGUCUAGAAUUUCACACCCACAAAAAAUGCAUUGGAGCCAUCAUAUGUUAUUCAGUUAUUCAAUAAGGAAAGUAUACAUUUUUGAGCUUGAUAAAUAAUUUUCCAUUUUGAAAGGGAGCAUUCACAAUUCCACUAGACUUAUUUUUAUACUAUUUUUUUAAUAGAUGAACAAUAGUGAGCCACAGUACUGAAUACAAAUAUAUAAGUGUGUGUGUGUGUGUUUGUGUAGAUGUGUGUGCAUGUAUGGGUGUAUACAGUAUAGUUCUGCUAUGAACUGGUGUCUGACAUGCACCCAAUGCAGCUGGGAUUGGUGUUGACCUUCUGCAAUCCUGAAUUGGAUUAAGCAGGUUUGGGAAUGUUAUGUUAUAUACAGUAUGUAUACACGAGGUCUAUCAUAAAAUUAAUGAAACUGACUGAAAGCACCCAAAGAGCCAUAAAUGAUGUACUGUUCUCAAAAAUGCUGGAAAUAUUGACAUGUUAUAACAUGGAGAUAAUUUAUACAAGAAAGUGUUCUUUAAUGUCAGUUUCUUUCAAAUCAUGAUAGACCUAAUGUACAGUAUAUAUAUAUAUAUAUAUAUAUAUAUAUAUAUAUAUAUAUAUAUAUAUAUAUAUAUAUGUAGAAAAUAUAACAGUGUUUUCUCUGGCUCAUUAUUUAGCACUUUGAAACCUAAGCUUUCUCCCUUACUCAUGGUGACCAUACUGCUUCUGCUUUUUCAGACUGAACAUUUUGUGAUAAAAGUAUAAUGGAACCAAGGGAAAUCCUGACCUUAUAAGAGCUUUAAAAAUUCAUUAUAACAACACUGGCAGGCAUAAAAAAAUGAGACUGCAUUUUUGGAAUUUGAUUGAUAAGAUCACUUGUAGAAUAAAUCAUAUGGCAACUGAACAUGCAUGGAGAAUUAGCAGAGGCGAAAAAUUAAUAAAUAGGAAAUAGGGAAAUUCAGACAAUCUUUGAAGCAAUAACAAUGAACUGAUUUAGUAAGAAAUUCUGUACAAAUGGUAAACAAAUAACUUACACAUACUUAUAAUUCAGUAAUUCAAGGGCUUAUCAGUUCUGUUAAUAAAUGUAUGGUAAAUAUAGAUCUAAAGGGUCAAUGAACAAUCACAGUAAUAGUUAAAAAUAACUGUACAUUUUUCAUGAUCACAUUGGUCUACUGUAAUUAAGUUUAAUAGAUAAAUACCAAAUACAAAACAAGGUGUUAUUUCACAUCUGGGUUUGUCCUCUGUUUGAUAGUUAUUUAUUUGGUUUGCAUUAACAAACCUUCAAAGUAUAGCAUGAACGUACAAUUAUAAAUAAAUGAAACUUUUCUUACAUAUGGUAUCUGUCUAAUAAUUAUCUAAUAAUACUGUCAAUUAAAAAAGUAUUUAAUAAAUUAAGGCACACAGAUUAAUAUCUUGAUGAAAGUGUAUUAAUAAUACACAUACUGUAUUUAUAUGCAGGUAUAUUCAGUAUAUACAGUAUAUAUAUAUAAUAUAAAAUGCAUAUUUAACACAGUAUUACAAAAAUAAUACAUUUUAUUUAUAUAGCUCCUUUGCCAUGCUCAAAGUAAUUCAAAUAUAUAUGCAGUAAAUAACAGGCUACUGUCCUACCCAGGAUUGGAUCCUGCAUUACCAUAAGUGCUGCCCAAGGAAAGGUUUCCCAGCUCCUUCCAACCUAAUUUAGAUUAAGAAUGUUAAUAUUGUUUAAAUUGGUCAAUCAGUCUAUUCACCAUUAGCCCAGACAUUUUUGUUAGAGCUAGGCUGGUUGGAAAUGUAUUGUAAUAAACAUGGGUCAUUUCAAAAUGGUCAAGUUCAUUUCCAGUUAGCCUGUCUUAUCAUAAAACACCAGGGAUAACUGCAGUGGGACAGAUUUGUAUAUGUGUGUGUAUAUCAGAAAUUCUAAUUUACCUGUAUUGUUGCUUUUACCUCCUUGGAUGGCAAAAUUACACUGUGGUGUGUGCUUCUGCUUCAAGGAUUCAGUGUGCUGGAUUCAAAUAUCAUAUAUCAUAUAUCAUCAGCCCUUUGUCUUGUGAAUUUAUCUCCAGGUUCUUCCCUGGGCUUUCCUCCCAUUUCACAAGAACUUGCUCAUCCAGUUAAUUGGCAAUGCUAAACUGGUCCUGGUGUGACUGAAUGUAUGUGUGCCCUGUGAUGGAUUGGCACCCCAUCCAGCAUUGGAUUAAAGAUGAGCAGCCUGACUGUGGGUGUGUGUGUGAGCUCUGUGAUACACUGGCACCAUAAUGAGGGUAUGUUCCAUCCUUAACCCAUCCUGGCCUCCAUGACCCCUCAAUUGGAUUUGAGAAUGUUUAUUAUUCUAUGAUACUGUUCUUUAUUUUGUAGAAUACUAGUGAGUGUCUACAUACAUGUAAGAAGGUUCUACUGAACAGUUUCUGAUUAUUAAUCAUAUACCAUGAGAUCAACACAUGCAUUCUGUUAAAAUAGUAUAUUAAACUAGAAUUCAUUUUAUAAUUUAGGUAUAUAAUUGUAUUUUCAUUUCGACUCUAGUUAUGUCCAACAUUUUGAGAAAUAUAAUUAUUUUAAAAGAAAACCUUUAGGGAAUAUCAGACACAGACAAGUCCAAAUAUAAUGUUCAUUAAAAUGAAAAAUGUAUUCUUAAAAAUUCAAAAGAAAAAAAUGUUUAGUGUGUAUUGCUGAAGUACGUUUCCUUCUGAAAAAAAAGACUCAAGAAUGUAAUUUCUUAAUAAAUCACCUUAAGUGUUGCUGUGCUGCCUGCUCAAGUGGAGCCGUGUAGCGUGGAUUCUGAUCUGAUCAUCUUGUUUUCUGCUUUCUUAAAGAAAGCAACCCAACCACAAAGAGAGGUACUGUAAAUGGAUUGGGAAUAACCUUUAAAACUGAAAGAACUCCUCAUCAUGUAUAUUAUAUGAUUUGUGUAGUUGCACAAUGCAUCUGAGACUCUCGAUCGAUGCCUCUAGUGAGUACAGUUCAGAAAUACAAUUUUGUCUGCACAGGUCGCAGUCAGUUAUGGAAAAGCAAGCAUGUUAGGAAUAGAGGGAACACCGUGUUGAUCUCUUUCAAUAGCACUUCCAAAGACGUGGAGUCAGAGCUUCCUUUUUUUAGAAUUAUGCAUUGUCAAAUCAUGCACUUUUUUCAAGCUAUAAGCCUGUACAUUAAAUGUGUUCAAAAAUAAAAUUCUGUAUUUAUAUAUUCUCAAAAAAGAGAUUAUGUCAAUAUGCAGCCUGUAUAACGAAUGUGAAGAAUGAAAUGAAAAAACAGUAUUGGCAUGUGGGGGCAUUUUUACAGUCUUCAUGAAAUAAGAAAAAGAGAAUGCUAGCAUGAUUCACAGAGAUUCAAAGGUAAAAGAAACUGCAUCGAAACUGCUGUUUGAAUAAAGAGUGCUAUACCACAA